AUGUCCAGCUCUGUACCGUACUUUGUCGAUGAAGAAGAACCAAGAGAAUCUUCUAUAGGAUUUACUGACUCUCCAGAGUUUAAUGUCCUGAAGGAGGAGAUUGUUACUCAGUUGUUCGAGAUCAAUGGUCAAAUCAGUACUUUACAACAAUUCAUUUCGACUCUAGAAUCACUGUUGAAGAAGGGAAACGUCAGUGCCAAAGUAGUGGAUAAAAUCGACAAGAAGUCUGUGGUCAAUAUUCGUAAAGUUGGUUCGCUAAUAAAGAACGUUAAUGAACAGGUUCAGAAAAUUGAUGCUAUAGAGGAAUCCUCACUAGAUAGACCGGAGGUCAUUGCGAGGGAAAAGAUCGUCCGUGAUGUACGUUACUCUUUACAGGAGUUUCAGAGUACUCAACGAAAAUAUGCCAAUGUGAUAAGAGACAUUAACAACAGAGCCAGAGCAGCGUUAAAUCAAGAAGAAGAGUCGAACAUAACUGCUCUUAGAGAGGAAGAAGAAGGUGGUCUACAGAAACAGCAGUUAAUACCAAAUGAUAAGGGCAAGAAAUUACAAAUUACCAUUGAACGUGAGCCUAUCAAUAAUGAAGAGUUUGCCUAUCAGCAGAACUUGAUACGACAGCGAGACCAAGAAAUAUCAAACAUUGAAGAAGGAAUAACGGAACUGAACGAGAUAUUCAAGGACCUAGGAAACGUGGUUCAACAGCAAGGAAUCAUGGUUGAUAACAUUGAGGCAAACAUCUACUCGACCAGCGAUAACACCGCAAUGGCUUCUCGAGAGUUGAACAAAGCUUACAGGUCUCAGAAAAGCGCCAACAAGUGGUGUCUCUAUCUGCUGGCAGGACUAUUGAUUAUGUUAUUUAUGCUAUUACUUAUUGUCUUUAUUUAA
Molecule: messenger RNA, 882 nt
Organism: Torulaspora delbrueckii
Lineage: Eukaryota; Fungi; Ascomycota; Saccharomycetes; Saccharomycetales; Saccharomycetaceae
Gene: PEP12
Product: SNAP receptor PEP12
Exons: 1
Coding region: 1-882 (293 amino acids)
Biological process (GO): vesicle fusion; Golgi to vacuole transport; intracellular protein transport
Cellular component (GO): endomembrane system; membrane; SNARE complex
Molecular function (GO): SNARE binding; SNAP receptor activity
Source: RefSeq, a predicted model, not a curated record